Messenger RNA from Botrytis porri, 897 nucleotides. RefSeq lists its product as uncharacterized. The coding region runs from base 215 to 625 and encodes 136 amino acids. The transcript is spliced from 2 exons. Lineage: Eukaryota; Fungi; Ascomycota; Leotiomycetes; Helotiales; Sclerotiniaceae. The record is from RefSeq and is a predicted model, not a curated record. Gene Ontology annotation, biological process: mycotoxin biosynthetic process.
AUUUGUCACAUGCGUGAUAAGGCUAUAUGCAGCAUAUCCCCGAUAUAUCUAAUUCUGGAAGCUGUCCAACAGUUGGUGGCAAGUUGGAAAAUGGUGCGGUUUGAAAUUCAUGGAAUCAAGCCGUGAUAAGCCGAAAGAUCGACUGUAUGGGAGGGGUUAGGUGUGUUUAACUGGCAUUUCUGCAGUCGUUUGAAAUUCCUGUUUUGAUCACAACAUGAAAGAUACCUCAUUACUCCGUCGAGAGCUCCGAGGCGGAGAAAUAUCGAGUGUAUCUUGUCGAAGCGUACCAUGCUAUGCACUGUCUCCGAAUGGUCCGCCUUCACUACAGAGCGUUGGAGACCGGUACUCCCUGGAUUGGAAUGUUGCACACGAUUAUCAUUGUUUCGAUUCGCUUCGUCAAUAUGUCAUGUGUAAUCCGGACUACACACUUUGGUACGUAAGUGGCCAUAGAGUCAAUAGCUAUAUGCAGGAGAAGACUUGUCAGGAUUGGGAUGCUUUGAGAGAUUGGACAGAGGAGCAUACUAGUAAUUAUUAUGAUCAGUAUGACAUGGAACCUGGCACAAUAGGGGAUAAUCUGUGGUACAACUAUCACGCUGGAGACGGGCUACCAGUUGGCAGCCUCUAAAGUACACAUGGGGGGUUUGAAGGGUAUUACCACCAUUGGACUUGUGAUGUGUAUAUUUUGGAUCUCUUGGGGUGGAGGCUAUAGCAAGUUUGAAUUCAAUUAUUCUUGUGAUGCUUCGUCAUCGCAAAUGAUGAAUUCGCCUCGUCUCUCUUCCAUACCACACAUCGAGACUAGCUCAAUAGCACCACCUUCCCUUCUAUCGGGAUUCUUCUUCUCCCAUACAAACAGCUCCAUGCCGUUGGAUCUGACUGGGAUACUGUCAAAAUCGUUGC